GUAUGCAAGGAUGGUACUCGUUCUGUCGUACUACCUGUUAGCAGAAACCUACUCCUGUUAGAUGUUAGAUCUGGUACAUGGUAAAUCUGGAGAACUCUUCGAACAGGAGAACAUUAAUCUUGGUUUUGUGUUGCCGCGUUGUUGCUCGUUCAAUAUUUCCAUUUUUUUUAGUGAAUUAAAUUUUAUUGGGUAGUUUUGAUUUUCAAAAAAGUAUAGCUGUACCUAAGCUGAGAAUACCUACAGCAUGGCGACGAAUAUGUCCUAUAAUAUGGGGAAUAUGCCCAACGAUGAUUUCAGCAAUUUCACUAAUGCACCGGGAAUGACAAAUGCUUCGAAACUUCCGACUCAAACUGAAUUCACUUUUAAUCCGUUGGGAAUGAGAACUACAAAUACUGGAAAAAUCCUGAUUCCAACUGGAUCAACUCCUGGAUCACAUCUUUUUAAGGGAAGCAUCGCACAAAAUGUAUUUUACGUGGGCGGUGAAAAGUGUAAUUUCAUCAAAUGGUACACAGGUUGUAGCUUUAAUAACUAUUAUUCUACACGACAAACAUUCCUAUCAAACAAAUUCACUGUGGAUGGGGUUGAUGGAAAACCUCUUACGUGGUGUUUAGCACUUGUGCCAGCAGGAUUGAGCCACUCGAGCGAUCACUUUUAUUUAUUACCAUGUUUCUUGCCUGAAAAUGAUUGCAAGCAAGUUGUUGUGAAAAUUGAUUUAUUCGUUUUCGAUUCGAAUCCAAAUAAACAGUGUAAUGUCAACGUCAGUUCUGGAAACGUUUGUAGUUUCGACGCAACCGAUAAAAGUAGCUCGGUGUAUUUACUUUUCGAUGCGCGUAAACUGUCACAGCCAGAACCAAUACAGCCUGGACCUAAACCUGGACCUGGCCUGCAUCAUCAUCAUCAGCCUGGCCUGCCUCAGCCUGGCCUGCCUCAGCCUAGCGCAGUACCUGUAAUAACAACAUUGAUCGUCGGUUGUAACAUAACUCUAUGUUAUUUGCCCGAAGCUGAUAUCAGCAAUGAUUUGGGAAACUGGUUUAAAAAUCAGGAUUCUGACAUAUCACUGUUGUCGAACGAUGGUAAAGUUUGCGAAGCUCACAAGGGGAUGUUGGCCGCUCGUAGUUCGGUUUAUGCUGCGAUGUUCUCGAAUAUGAAAGAAACCGAACAACACGAGAUGAAAAUCGAAGAUAUGAAUGGAGCAGUAAUGGAAGAAAUGUUGCGUUACGUUUAUACCGGCAAACCGGAUAUGGAAAAAUUAAACAAUCUGGCUAAAGAUCUACUGCUGGCUGCUAAUAAAUACAAUCUGAAGGGUUUGAAGUACAUAUGUGAAAGCAAAUUCAUCUCCGAGUUGUCAGUUUCGAACGCUGUAGAAAUGUUGGAGUUUGCAGAAUUACAAACCGCGACUCGAUUGAAAUCCGCGGCCGUUAAUUUUAUUAUCACGAAAAAUACUCAAGUAAUUGGUACGGAAGCGUGGAAAAAUCUAGAACAGUCGAGUUUUGGUUUGGUUAAAUACAUACUCGAAGAGAUUUUAACUCGUCAAAAUAAUGUCAAACAAAAUUUACUCGAGUUGUAACUACCUAGAUAAUGAUUUUUUAAACCUAUUUUUAAUCUACCUAGACUAAGUAUAGGUAAUCGAUUUUUUUUUCUGUAGGUUUUUAUGAUUAUUUUGAAAUCGCUAUUGAUGUGAAAUAUACUUACCUACUUGAUGUAAAGUUGAGUUUCGUGGAAAUAAAACUUACUUACUUGAAAAUUAAACUAGAUA
Planococcus citri (citrus mealybug) is the source of this 1756-nucleotide messenger RNA. RefSeq names its product TD and POZ domain-containing protein 5-like. Gene Ontology annotation, biological process: proteasome-mediated ubiquitin-dependent protein catabolic process; regulation of proteolysis. The transcript is spliced from 2 exons. Gene Ontology annotation, molecular function: ubiquitin protein ligase binding. Gene Ontology annotation, cellular component: cytoplasm; nucleus. The coding region runs from base 245 to 1567 and encodes 440 amino acids. Lineage: Eukaryota; Metazoa; Arthropoda; Insecta; Hemiptera; Pseudococcidae. The record is from RefSeq and is a predicted model, not a curated record.